CCUUUUAAGACUACAACCGGUUUUUCACAGUCUGCUUCUCCGAGUGUUCCACUGCAGACGGGAUGUUUUGACUUUCCACAUUUUACCGUCAAUUUUCGGGAUUAUAAAACAUUAAAGAGUCCCUUUUUUCAGCUGUUAAACCGGAUGUGGAGCUAGCCUUAUCGAGCUAACGGGAUUUAACCGCCGAGUCGUCAGUUACUCCGUAGAUAACGUUAACAACAAGGCGGAAAACAUGUCAGACAAACCGAUGAUUAUCACGCUGGAAACAGCUUCGGGGACAACGAGUUCAUUUCCCGUGGUGUUGAAGCAGAUAAUGGACAUGCCUCCACCGAAUAUUCUGGACUACGACGAUGACACAGACAAGGAAAAGCUGUUACUGGGAGACGAUGUUGACCUUAAUGGAGGAAGCAGCGAUAUGGGUCCUUCAGCCUCCCUGACCCCGGCUAUCUGGGAGAAAACCAUUCCCUAUGAUGGCGAAAACUUCCACCUGGAGUACAUGGACCUUGAGGAGUUCCUCAUAGAGAAUGGCAUCCCCAACUUGCCCGACGUGGACGCCCAAAAGAGCAGCCUGGCCGAUGGGAAGACGGUGAAAGGAAAGGCUCCAGCUUCCUCACUGCUUCCCAUUCAGGACUUGGACAUGUGUGGGGAGGACAUGCUGAUCAUCACCAAGAGUGACUCUGAUAUCCUCUGUGAUGUGACUGCAGAGGUGACCACUGAUAGUGACCGAGAGACCCCCGAGCCUAUUGACCCCGAUGAGAUCGAGGUGGAGAUUAACUACGAGCCCGACCCCACUGACCUGGUGCUGUCGAGCGUUCCCGGAGGCGAGCUGUUUGACCCUCGCAAACACAAGUUCACUGACGACGAGCUCAAGCCACAACCCAUGAUCAAGAAGGCCAAGAAGGUGUUGGUGCCUGAAGAACAGAAGGACGACAAGUACUGGCACAGGAGGAAGAAGAACAACGUGGCGGCCAAACGUUCCCGUGACGCCCGCAGGUUAAAGGAGAACCAGAUCACCGUGAGAGCCUCGUUCCUGCAGCGCGAGAACUCGGCGCUGCGCACAGAAGUCGCCGACCUGCGGAAGGAGUCCACCCGCUACAAAAACACAGUGGGGCGCUACGAGGCUAAAUAUGGAGCACUUGCGCCGCUGGAAGACCAAUAGACAGCCAUUGUUUAUUAAUUUAUUUCUUCUAA
This is a messenger RNA of Notothenia coriiceps (black rockcod), 1191 nucleotides long. It is a transcript of the gene tefa, whose product is annotated as TEF transcription factor, PAR bZIP family member a. The transcript is spliced from 5 exons. The coding region runs from base 233 to 1159 and encodes 308 amino acids. Gene Ontology annotation, molecular function: RNA polymerase II cis-regulatory region sequence-specific DNA binding; DNA-binding transcription factor activity, RNA polymerase II-specific. Gene Ontology annotation, cellular component: nucleus. Gene Ontology annotation, biological process: regulation of transcription by RNA polymerase II. The record is from RefSeq and is a predicted model, not a curated record. Lineage: Eukaryota; Metazoa; Chordata; Actinopteri; Perciformes; Nototheniidae.